Messenger RNA from Phyllostomus discolor (pale spear-nosed bat), 868 nucleotides. RefSeq names its product phospholipase A2 group IIA (gene PLA2G2A). Lineage: Eukaryota; Metazoa; Chordata; Mammalia; Chiroptera; Phyllostomidae. The transcript is spliced from 5 exons. The record is from RefSeq and is a predicted model, not a curated record. Gene Ontology annotation, molecular function: calcium ion binding; phospholipid binding. The coding region runs from base 89 to 529 and encodes 146 amino acids. Gene Ontology annotation, biological process: phospholipid metabolic process; negative regulation of T cell proliferation; lipid catabolic process.
GCUAUUUAAGGGCACCUGGAGUUCAGAGUAAUCAGGACAGUUACUUGGAGCUGUCGACCCUGGCUUCCUCUGAGAGGGAACUGUGGACAUGAAGACCCUUCUGUUGUUGGCCUUGACCAUGGCCUUUGGCCUGCUGCAGAUGCAGACCCACGGGAGUCUGGUGGAUUUCCAUAAAAUGAUCUUUUUGGCGACAAGAAAGGAAGCUGUGUCCAGUUAUUCCUUCUAUGGUUGCCACUGCGGCGUGGGCGGCAAAGGAUCCCCCAAGGAUGCGACGGAUCGGUGCUGUGCCACACAUGACUGCUGCUACGACCGUCUGCAGAAACGAGGCUGUGGCACCAAGUUUCUGGGCUACAAGUUUUCUUACCAGAAGGGCCGAAUCAUCUGCGCAAAGCAGGACUCCUGCAGGAGCCAACUGUGCCGGUGCGAUAAAGCAGCUGCCACAUGUUUUGCGAAAGCCCGGAAAAGCUACAGCAGGAAGUACCAAUACUACAGCAACAAGAAGUGCAGUGGGAAGUCCCCCAAGUGCUGAGGGCUGCCUCACCCUGGAAGCCCCCGCCGCUGAGGCCGGGUUCCCUCCUCUGCCUGCCACCCCUUCCGCACCCUAGCUAGUCCCCCAGCAACAAAGCGAUGACAGAAACACCUCUCCCCCAUCCUGGAGACAAGACAAGAGCCCUUUGGUCCCCAAAUAGAAGACUUCCACCCAGAAUGAGAAGCCCUGAGGCUGGCGUUCCUGGCACCUUGUCCCCCUCUUCCUCAGGGUGGCAGGAGAUGUCCCCAUUGCCCCUGCUCUCCAAGUCCUGCUGAGCAGUGGCAGCUACACUCCCAGGGGCUCUUGUGAAUAAAGCAAUUCAUCAGCAGACUCUGUGUG